AUGGAGCUAGCACAGCGGCAAGAGUGCGAGUACGGUAUGUCAAGGUGGAUCAAGCUGCCAAUGGAAGAGCUUGGUCAGAUGGCCGCGUUCGUCUCGGUUAGCGCCACCAGUUGGCUCAUCAAGCUCAUCGAUACGAACAACUAUGGAGACUCUUCGCAGGAAACGUUCCCGAUUGACAUCUACCAUCCAGCCUAUGUUGCUAUAGAGAGGCCCUCACUGGUCAGACCGGCGGUAGCGUUACAGUGGCAUGGAGACGGCAUUGCCAGGGAUCAACGCGUUCCUGUCGUCCUGAAUCCAUUGGCCAUUCACCCCCCUCAUGUCGUCCUUCGUACCGCACGCGGAUCCGUCGUCUGGACACGUUUUUCAAGGUCUCAAGCGGUGCGAAUAGCUCAAAAUCCAAACACGAUUGACGAUGGGUCUCACGAUAAUUUAAUAUUCGCAUGA
This is a messenger RNA of Serpula lacrymans var. lacrymans S7.9, 444 nucleotides long. RefSeq lists its product as uncharacterized. Bases 1 to 444 code for a protein of 147 amino acids. The transcript has 3 exons. The record is from RefSeq and is a predicted model, not a curated record. Lineage: Eukaryota; Fungi; Basidiomycota; Agaricomycetes; Boletales; Serpulaceae.